AUGUCAGCCACGAUUGCGUUAUCAGACCGUGGCUUCUCACCAACCAGACACGCAAACGGUCACGCCCGCGAAGACCACUCCAUGAGCUUCCCUCUCGAACAAGACAAGACGUUGCAGAAUGGCAAUCACACUAGCAGAGGCGGCGGCAAACCGCAUAUGAUGGGCCUGCAGGACAGUAUGCCGAACGGCCACGCAGAGCCGGCUCGCCGUCCUUCGUCGCCUGGCUCGGAGCUCGAUACUGUCACAGCUGAACUAGGCGACACCAUAUCGCUGAAUCAGUUGCAGACGGAGAGCUGCGAUGCAGCAUGGGCCGAGCGCAUCGACACCCUUGGCACAGCCGACUUGUGCGCUGAGUUCAUCAACCACGAGUCCAGCGUACUACCCGCUAUCACAGCUGCCUUGCCCGUCAUUUCGGCGCUCGUGGACGCCCUUGUCAAGCGCUUACAGGCUGGUGGCCGCGUCUUCUAUGUGGGUGCCGGCAACAGCGGUCGUGUCGCCUCCAUGGACUGCUCCGAAAUGGGGCCAACGUUCUCCGUCGACCCAAGUCAGUUCAUUGCUCUCGUAGCCGGCGGCAGCCGUGCAGUGAUGCAAGCACGCGAGGAUGCCGAAGAUUCGGAGUCUAAUGGCGCUGCCGCGCUCGAGGCCAUGCAGCCGAAGGCACAGGACGCCAUCAUUGGCAUCUCUGCAUCGGGCCGUACGCCGUUUGUGCUCGGGGCAUUGCGGGCUGCACGCAACGCGGGCGCAUUGACGGCAGGCAUCACCAACUGCCAGCCAUCGGGUUUUGGGCGCUUGGGAGUCCAGUACUUGGUCAAGGCGUUGACGGGGCCGGAGUUUAUCGCCGGUAGCACUCGACUCAAGGCUGGCACGGCGGCAAAACAGAUACUCAACAUGGUUAGCACCAUUACCAUGGUGCAUCUCGGCAAGACAUACCGCGGGUUGAUGCUCGAUGUGCGCGUGCGCAACCACAAGUUACGGGUACGCGGCCGACGCAUACUCCGUCAAGUCUGCGGUGGAGGUCCAGCCUACCUACUUGGCAAGGUAGAAACAUACAGCACCGGCCGUUCGUCACUAUCCACACCGCAAGAUGUUAAAUCAAUACAAAUACCACAUCUAGUCGAUCUCUCGUCGCCUUCCGCAGAUGCAGCCAUUGACUCUCACAUCCAACUCUGCCAGGCCAACGUCAAACUGGCUUGUGCAGUUGCAGUGUCAGGGCUCGACUUAGCAGCUGCGCUCGAACGCCUCGAACGCAUCAAUGGCCGCUUCUAUGAAUUCCUGGCCCUAUCGCAGCCAUCACCCCUUCUCUUGCCCAGCCAAAAUGACGAGCUCGUGCUCGCCAUUGACGGUGGCGGUACAAACUGCAAGGUCGCCGUGGCCACACGGUCUGGCCAGAUCGCGCACGGCGAGGCCGGCGCGUGCAAUAUCACCUGCGCGACUCCCGACGAGCUGGUGACACAGAUUCGCACGGCAACCCUGAGUGCCCUGACGAAUCUGCGCAAUAACCAGACAGGGCCCAGCACCCAAAACAAACAGCAGUGUCUUGUUCCCGAAACAGAUGUCCCACGAUUCUCCAGGGUGUGGGCCGGAAUAUCCGGCCUUCACUACUCAUAUAACCCUGCUGCACUUGCGUACCGACUCGAAACCCUGCUGUCUGUCUCGGUUCGCGACGGCAGCCUGCGAAUGACGAGUGAUGCGCCUCUCCUCGGAGCCUGUGUCGGUGUCGACGACAGUGUACAGGGUGGCCUGUGUGUUAUUGCCGGAACGGGGUCGGUAGCCGUGGCCGUGCGCAAGAGGCCCGACGGUUCCGUCGAUCAGGUCAGUCGUGCUGGCGGCUGGGGCCAUCUGCUGGGCGAUGAUGGCAGCGCUUUUGACAUCGGCCGGCGGGCACUGCAGGCCGUGCUCGCAGACAUGGCGCUCCUGGCGGACGAGGCUGGCCUAUUUGGAGAGGAUCUUCCUGACCAAGGUCAUGCUUCCGACGAAGCAUCUGGCCUCGAGAAGGCUGUGCUGGCAGCACUUGGUACGAACGACCCUGCACAGCUCUUGCCGCUCAUCUUGUACAACGCAGAUCGCGAGCCCAAGCAUCAGAUUGCUGAGGUCGCGCGCGUCGUCACCGCACUAGCAUUUCCUGAUGACGAUGAUGCCGCACCCGACACCCAGGCACUUGGCAUCCUCCAGGACGCCGCUUCGAGCCUCGUUGUAAGCAUCAAACGCCUCGCCACGUCACGCCUGUGCACACCGAGCUCGGACAUGCUCAUCUUGUCGGGCGCGAUGCUCAACCUAGCGCCAUACCGUGCACUCUUCCUCGAUGCAUGGGAACGCCAGGGGUUACCAGCGUUCAGGAAGACGAUCGUUGUCAAAAGUGCCUCGGAAUGGGCUACGAGGUUCCUGCUCCGACAGACAGCGAGCUAG
Molecule: messenger RNA, 2406 nt
Organism: Sporothrix schenckii 1099-18
Lineage: Eukaryota; Fungi; Ascomycota; Sordariomycetes; Ophiostomatales; Ophiostomataceae
Product: N-acetylmuramic acid 6-phosphate etherase
Exons: 1
Coding region: 1-2406 (801 amino acids)
Biological process (GO): peptidoglycan turnover; amino sugar catabolic process
Molecular function (GO): ether hydrolase activity; carbon-oxygen lyase activity; carbohydrate derivative binding
Source: RefSeq, a predicted model, not a curated record